This is a messenger RNA of Crotalus tigris (Tiger rattlesnake), 7499 nucleotides long. RefSeq names its product TYRO3 protein tyrosine kinase (gene TYRO3). Gene Ontology annotation, cellular component: signaling receptor complex. NCBI's taxonomy places the organism in Eukaryota, Metazoa, Chordata, Lepidosauria, Squamata, Viperidae. Gene Ontology annotation, biological process: cell migration; multicellular organism development; cell surface receptor protein tyrosine kinase signaling pathway. The record is from RefSeq and is a predicted model, not a curated record. The coding region runs from base 740 to 3352 and encodes 870 amino acids. The transcript is spliced from 19 exons. Gene Ontology annotation, molecular function: ATP binding; transmembrane receptor protein tyrosine kinase activity; protein binding.
CAUCCGCGCCUUCCCUUCUCCUUGAAAACGGCUCUCUUCGCGGGAAAACCACGUUGAUUCUGCCGCAGGCCUGUUAUUUUCCACUUCGCGGGAGAAUAAAACAAUAAACUUCGGGAAAGCAAUGGGAUCAGCCGUCGACGGAUUAAUAUUCAUGAAGCCGGUGAUGUCAUGAGAAGGAGAGCUGUGGCCUCCUGAAAGCGCCAUUUCCUGGAGGGAGAAGCAAGAAGCCGAGUCCAAGACUCGCAGAAGGAAGUCGCGCCGGCCGAAGGAGGGAGCUCCGCGUCGGGGCCAAGCUCAACUCUGCGGGCUCGGCGGCCCGAUGAACUCUGUGCACUGCGGGAGGGAGGCCAGCAGGGGGGGACCUUCCCGACUUGGCGAUCACAAGCUCAGGGAAAGAGAGCAGAGCCGCCGGCCGAGCCAAGCGCUGGUGGGGUGCCUGGCGCUGCCAUCUCCAGCCGCUUCUUUUCCUAGCUUGCCGUGCGCGGUCGCGUGGGUGCCGAGCCCCUCUUCGCGCCCAGCUCGAGGGGGCGCGGACCGCCAGCUUUUCUUUCAAGGAAGGGGCGUCGUUGGUUUCCCUUUUUUCCCCCUCCCUUAUUGCUUUGCCGUCUGCCCGUUCUCCCUUUCUUCCUUUUCCUCCCCCUUGCUUUCCUCCCCGUCGUUAAAAUUUUGGGGACCGAGGCGAGACAACCGCUUUGGAGGUCGCUAGGAGGAUGGUGAUAAAGAUGAUGAAGGGGAAGAGAUGGAGAUGAAGCAGACUAUGCAGAUGUGGGGACUCCUGUUGCUGUUGCCGGCACUAUGGGCUCUGUUUUCGCGGGACUUCAGGGCUGUAACAGAAGCAAAAGGGGUUGAAAUGCCAAUCAAACUGACUGUGUCCCAGGGGCAGCCAGUGAAGCUGAACUGUAGCCUGGAGGGAAUGGAAGAACCGGAGAUGCUGUGGAUCAAGGAUGGAGCUGUGGUGCAGGGUAUAGACCAGGUGUACAUUCCAGUAAAUGAAGAACACUGGAUAGGCUUCCUCAGCUUGAAGUCUGUAGAUCGGACAGAUUCUGGAAAAUAUUGGUGCCAAGUGGAGACCAAUGGGAAGAAAGAGGAAUCACAGCAUGUAUGGCUUAUUGUGGAAGGUGUUCCUCAUUUCACUGUUGAGCCAAAAGACAAGUCAGUUAUCCCUGGUGCGCCUUUCCAGAUGGCUUGUGCUGCAGUAGGACCACCUGAGCCAGUGACAAUUGUCUGGUGGAUGGGUGAUUCCAGGCUUGGACAUCCAGACAUCUCUCCCUCCACUCUAAAUGUGUCAGGUAUUAAUCAAAGCACAGUUUUCUCCUGUGAAGCCCAUAACAUAAAGGGAUUAUCUUCAUCUCGGACGGCCAUUGUACGGAUUAAAGCGAUCCCUUUUCCACCUCUCAAUGUGACAGUCACUAAGAUCACCAGCAACAAUGCCAGUGUCAUUUGGCAACCAGGAUUCGAUGGCCUUUCCCCCCUACAUUCUUGUACAGUACAGCAGGUAGCUGAGCUGCAAGAAGAGGAUGAGGUGGUCACCGAAGUUUUCUCUGUCCCUCCCUUUACAAGGGCUUUACCAGGUUUAAAGCACGCCACCAAUUACAGUGUUCGAAUCCAGUGCUCUAAUGAGAUGGGCAGCUCUCCUUUUUCAGAUUGGGUCUAUUUUCAGACCUUGGGAUUAGCUCCAAAUUGUACUCCACAAAAUGUACACAUUAUCCAAAGAGACUCUUGUCUGAUUUUGGAAUGGGAAGCAGUAGCUCCAGAAAUGUUUGGGGAGAAUGCCUUAGAAUACAGGUUGGAAUGGAGCCAAGAUAACAUAACUCAGGGGGAAAUGAUUGUGAAGGAAGCAAGAGCUAACCUUUCUAUGUGGAAUCCCUUAAAAGACCUUAUGAUCAAGGUCUGUAUACUCAGUUCAGCUGGUUGUGGACCUUGGAGUGAGCCUUUAUUGCUUACAUCUCAAGAUUUAAUAGGGGGGCAAAGGCAGCCUCUUUAUGGAACAUCCUGGGUUCCUGUGGUUUUAGGAAUUCUGACUGCGCUGGUUACAGCAGUUGCCUUAGCCCUAAUCCUUCUACGGAAAAGAAGAAAAGAAACGCGAUUUGGUCAAGCCUUUGGCAGCAUGGUUGGAGGUGAUCCUGUAGUCCAUUUCAGAGCAGUGCGAUCAUUCAACCGAGAAGUCCCAGAACUUAUUGAAGUGACAUUGGACAGUAUAGGAAUCAGUGAUGAACUGAAGAUCAAACUGAAAGAUGUCCUAAUUCAGGAGCAACAGUUUACUCUGGGAAGAAUGCUAGGCAAGGGGGAAUUUGGCUCUGUCAGGGAGGGUCAGUUGAAAAUGCCUGAUGGCUCUCUCCAGAAAGUUGCAGUGAAAAUGCUAAAAGCUGACAUCUUCACUUCCAAUGACAUAGAGGAGUUCCUGAAAGAAGCUGCUUGCAUGAAGGAGUUCAACCAUCCACACAUUACUAAAUUAAUAGGGGUCAGUUUGCGUAAUCGGCCUAAAGGUCGCCUUCCAAUCCCAAUGGUUGUCCUGCCCUUCAUGAAGCAUGGAGACCUUCACUCUUUUCUACUGAUGUCUAGGAUUGGAGAAAACCCCUUUAGUUUGCCACUUCAGACCCUCUUAAAGUUUAUGAUUCACAUUGCUAGUGGCAUGGAAUACCUGAGCUCCAAAAACUUUAUCCAUAGGGAUUUGGCUGCUCGGAACUGCAUGCUGGAUGAAAACAUGAAUGUCUGUGUUGCUGAUUUUGGGCUUUCAAAGAAAAUCUAUAGUGGAGAUUAUUACCGUCAGGGCUCUGCCUCAAAGCUGCCAGUGAAGUGGCUUGCAUUGGAAAGCCUGGCGGACAAUCUCUAUACAACUCAUAGUGAUGUGUGGGCAUUUGGUGUGACUAUGUGGGAAAUUGUGACCCGAGGGCAAACUCCGUAUGCAGGCAUUGAAAAUGCAGAAAUUUACAACUACCUCAUCAGUGGGAACAGACUGAAGCAGCCGCCAGAGUGCCUUGAAGACAUCUACGAUCUCAUGGGCAGAUGCUGGCAUUCGGAACCCAGGCUACGUCCAAGCUUUGGAGCUCUGAAACUGCAGCUUGAAAUGAUUUUGGCAAGACUGUCGUUGCUUUCAAACAGUCAGGACCCUCUUUAUGUCAAUGUUGGGAGAUCCCAAGAAGCUUGCAGGAGCGAAGUCGCCAUGAAUUGUCCCUUUGGAACCUUGAAUGGGGAAACAGGAACAAUUGCGGCUGUGACUAGUAACUACCGUUAUAUCAUGAACCCGUUGUGCCUUGGAAAUGAUGCAGAAAGUGAAAGACAUCUGGAUUUAUCUGAUGGAGAAGCUCAGAGCCUCCUUUACGAUCUGGAGAUGGGAGCAAAACUAUGUUAACCCAAACAAAAAAAAUUAGACUUUACUUUUUCCUCCAAUAAGAUGUGUGUAUCUUAUUGUAUCAUCUUAUGGUGUCACCAAACAGAGACAGUUGGAAGCUGCUUUUAACCAACAGAAGUUGUAAUAAUUAACGUCAGCUGCAUCUGUGGCUUCUGACAGCUGUUUUGGAGCUAACAUCUCAAAUUGAUAGAAUCACCUCCUGGCCUUCCGAAGGAAACCCUGCAAUUGUCUGGGAAAUGCAGUGGGAGUGGCCUCUGGAUAGCCGGCUGAGUCACAGUAUUAUCCCUGAGAAUUGGGGUUAAGUACUCUGCAUAUUUUGGGGUGAAGGGUGUUUUUUUUUUCCCUUAACAGAUAUGGGAGAAGAGGCAUGUGCCACAUACUCCAAACAACGGAUACUAUCUUUCAGAGCAUGAGAAACAAAGAGCCUAAUUUAGCAGUAGCUACCUCAGUGGUGCUCGAACUGGGUUCUAUAUUGCUGCUUCUCUACAAUGAAGAAACACUGGGCUUUUUCUCAGAGUGGUGUUUAGUUGGCAGAGGAAAGCACUCCUGGCAAGAUAAGGAGAUUGAGCAAGGGUAUUCUGAUUUCCAUCUUUCCCCACAGGUUCUUAUUUGCCUACUUUUUUUUCUACUUUCUGAUUUGAAUCAUACAGAUUUUUCCCCGUUUAUAACAAAACUGACCAUGUACAGAGUGUUAGAAUUUAUGGGAAUAAUUCAAAACUAAUAAAAACACCUGCAUUGGAAUAAUUUUGCAUUAAGAUUACAAUCUUGGACCCAUUUACCUGACAGUAAUCUCACAAAUUCAGUGGGAUUUACUUAUGAACAGGCAUUAUAAACUGCAAAAUUCUAUUUCAGUGGGCACACUUUCUGGCAUAUAACUUCACUUCCAUUUCCUGUCUAGUUACUACAAUGAUGUGGCUGAAAUAUUAGCCUUGAUUUCCAUAUGUAUUUCUUGGGAAUUUGGAGGGAGCUAGACUUCCCCCAAAAUGAAAAACAAAGUGCUGAGGGGUUUCAUAUGGGUUAUAAGUAUAUAUAGCUUAUAAGUAUAAGCAAUAUCAUUUUAUUGCUACAAAAACACACACAAUGUCUAAAACAAUAGAAGGAGGCAAAUUCUUUAAAAACCUAUUAAUUUUAUGCAUCUAUCCUGCCAUCUUUUCUUUUCUUAAUAAAUAUUAGCGCAAUUAAAUAAAUGAUCGACUGACAUUAGUGGAAAACUUUCUCUUCCUAAUACAAAGAAAGAGUUGUUUUCAGUUUGAAAGCCUGAGAAUCACUGGCUUGUAAAAUUAAAGGUUUUCUUAAAUGCUUUUUCAGCGUUUCUGUAAAAAUUAAGUUCCACUGCAUUAUUUUGUGCCUUCAAGUCUUGACUUCUGAUACAGCUACCUAAUUCAGCAACAUUCCAGAAAAAAGUUUCCAUUUUUAAUCUGUGAUUUCUCAGUUCAACUUGAAUGAUUAAUCACAAUAGGAAAGUACCAUAUCGUGUGCUUUCAAAUGGGAUGGCAAUGAAUACAUUUGUUCUUCUAGCUAUUUCAAAUACAGUGUAAGCCUUGUGGCUUGGGUCCCUAAUGUGAUGUCCAAAAGCAGCAAUGUGCCUACCAGUACAUUUCUUAACAUCUGCUAAUAUACCUUACCUGAUUGUAUUUAUUUACAUUCUUUUAGUAAGCAACAAUGAUUGGGAAGCUAGCAUGUUUCAAACACAGCAUCAGGGUUAAAUUUCCAACAAUAUCACUGGACUCUCAUAGGCUCUGAUGGUAUUUUGGGAAAUUAAAAUGAUCAGUGGCUGCAAUUUGGGAUUUCAUUUUCCUUCUAGUAAAAGAAGUUUUGUGACUAAUCUCAUUUAUCUUGGCAGCCAUUUGGCGGGAAAGCCUAUAAUAUUCUUUUAAAAUGCUAAAUGUGCUCACUGAUUUAAAAAUGUAAAAAGGCUUAAAACUCUCUUCAUUAAUGGUGUUCACCAAAAAUGUUUCUUCUUCUCAGUUGUAGAAAAUUAGUAAUCUAAAAUUUCUGUAAUUCCAGCCAUCAAAGAAAUCCUCAGGAGGGACCUUGACAAAGUUCUUUGUACCUAUUAAUUUACCUUUUAAUUAUUUUUUUCAAUCUUUUUUCUCCACAAAAAUAGGAUGCUUAAACAUGAUAUGCCUCCAAGAAUUAAGAGGCAUAGUCAGGUGGCAAUACUUUACAAAGUAAAUAAUUUAUCUGUGCUAUUCCAUCUCUGCUAUUCCAUCUCUGCCUUUUUCUACCCCAGCUCUCCAGAUAAACGUUAAAUGUGAAUGUUAAAUUCCAUCACAAGACACUGAAGUGUGCUGAUAGAAGAAAUCGCAUUCUAUAAUAUCUGAAGAGUUGUGAGUUGGAGAAGGCUCCUCCGUUAUCACCUUUCCACAUAGCUAAGAAAUAGAAUCCACCGGAGUCUCUACAGAUAAGACAAUGGUUUGGUCUUACUGAUCUGUGGUGGGACAGAGGUUAGGAUACAGUAUUGCAGGAUAACUCUGCCUAUUUCCAGGAGUUCAAUCCUGACCGGCUCAAGGUUAACUCAGCCUUCCAUCCUUUCAAGGUCAGGAAAAUGAGGACCCAAUUGUGGAGGGCAAUAUGCUGAUAUUGUAAACCGCUCAAGAGAGUUGUAAAGCAGUGGACCCCAAACCUUUGGGCACCAAGGGAAGGUUCCGUGGAAAAAAAAUUUCUCACAGACUGGGGAGAGGGUACGUGGUUUCAUACGUUUCCUAUAUCCUGCACACGUGCAGAUGAACGUUUGUUCACUUGCAUAGCCAGUUCCUAUGGGGGCUGAGGACCCCUGCUGUAAAGCACUAUGCAGUGGUAUAUAAGUCUAAAUACUAUUUCUAUUAGUUAAUUAUGCUACAUUUGGAGGAUAGUAAAAAUGGUCCCACCAGACAAUUGGGAGAGAAACAAUUUAUUAAAAGGCAGAAACAGUAUUUGGCCUUUUUCUAUUUCUAUCUGUCCUAUGGAAACAUUUUCUUAAAUUCUAUCACCAGAUUCCUUAACAACCACUAUGAACUAUAUUAUAAUGUUUAUUUCCUUGUCUGCCUUGUUUGCAUAUUUUGUGGCUUUUUUUUACAUAAAAGCAGGGAAACACAAUCCAUCCUGGCCAGAAAGGGCAAUAACAAGGAUGAUUGUUGUCCAAAAGCCUUCCACAUCUGAACAAAAGUUGUGUGUAUGUGUUUGGGAGCACAGCAAAUUGCUCCUAUGCCUUAUUCAACCACAUUCAUUCACUAUAGGGACCUUUCUCCCCAAUCUAGUACACAAUGGAAUAGAAACUUCACAUCGUCACAAUGCAAUACCAAAAGCAAGUCAUUAAUGUGGUGCAUGGUAAAAGAGGGGGCAUGCUAAUGAUAUAUUAUGAACAAUAGUCCUGUCAGUGAUGUUAAGGAAUUCUAUAUUUCAUGUUCUGGCUUGAAGUGAAAGAGUUGGGAUCAAAUAAGCUAUGUAGCCCAGUUUCAAAUACCAUAUUUUCAUCUAAGUCUCAACAAUAAAUAAAUGUUCUGCAAUAGUUCAUGGGUACGUACUUGAUUGAAUUAAACCAAAUAUAAGCAUGCUCUCAUGGAUCCUGUUGGCUGUGAAGUGGACGUUGGCAAAGCACUUCCCUUCUAUUAAGCUUGUUUAAAAGAAACAUAGAAGACUACUGCACAGCCAUAUCCUGGCUUCCAUACUAUGUGAUGUAAGACAUUGUAGUGAGCAUCAAUAUGGCCCCAUUAUACUGUACCAACAUACUAAGAUCUGAAUGUUUUUCAUUGUGUAUUUUUCAAUAGCAGAAAACUAAAAAUCAUGCACAAUGAACAGGUUCUGAUUUUUUUUAAGGGAGGGGGUUAAAACUGUGUACAUAAAAAAAAAUAUGAUCGCAGAAUCCGGGGGAAAGAAUUGGGAUGAAAUUGGAGAAUGGUUAGACUGAUGAUAGAAUGGAGUAGAGAGAAAGAUGUCCAGAGAUUUUUUCCCCCUUUAACACUUAGUGCUUUGUUGUAGGUGUAGGAAUUCAGUCACAGUGAAUUCAAUUCGAUUUACUCCCAAAUAAAUGCCUGUGGGAUUACAGAUUGUUUCUGCAGCAGCCAUUUGGCAAGAACACUAAAUGUACAUAUAAAAUCUAAUUUUCUGAAGCAUGUAUCUAGUUUUUAUGAUUUUUUUAAAAAAAUAAAAUAUAUACUGUGUCGUA